Molecule: messenger RNA, 6070 nt
Organism: Cyprinus carpio (common carp)
Lineage: Eukaryota; Metazoa; Chordata; Actinopteri; Cypriniformes; Cyprinidae
Product: mastermind-like protein 1
Exons: 5
Coding region: 1253-4399 (1048 amino acids)
Biological process (GO): Notch signaling pathway; positive regulation of transcription of Notch receptor target
Cellular component (GO): nuclear speck; nucleoplasm
Molecular function (GO): transcription coactivator activity
Source: RefSeq, a predicted model, not a curated record
UAUCACGUGUCUCAGUUUUUCACUUCACAUCUUCUAGCUUUAAGAAAUGUACUGUUAUUUUCUCAAUUAUAAAAAGUGAUUUCCCGGGAACUGUAAAGCAUCGCGUCUGCUGAGGAAUGUCUCAGUAUUCGGAGUUUACAGUGAGAGUUUGUGAUUGCGCGAGAGAUCUGUCACUCACGUCGCGUGGAUAAAGCGGAGGAAAAAAAAGAAAGAAAAAAAAAUAGUUACAAGAUGGCGACCAACAACUGCCUGAACACUGGAAAACAAUAGAGACAGCGCAGCAGGGCAGAGUUUAUUUCUUUACCGUUUGCUUUUUCUUUUUCGUGUCGAGUCAAACCGGGGGGCAGUAGUUUGUUGUGUGUACUUAAGACUUCUGAAGCAAAUUUGGAAGAAAGUGAGUUUAUAAUGCUUUGUUUGAGGGCUAGUUAGCAAGCAGGCUAAGCUACAUCCGUAGCUGUAAUGUAACUGAGAGGAUCAGCUGUUAGCCGCUCUGCUACUUUAAAAGUUACUUUUACUAGUAAAACUCACGCGUAACUCUCCAAGUUGGUGUUUUUGGACUAAUGGAUGUAAUGUAUACGCUUUUAUCCAUCACUUUCUAACCUUUCGUCGAUAGGUUUUUAUCCUGAAGUACGUCUUUUGUCAAACUUCAGCUGUGAGGAGAAAAAAAUUGCACAUUUAUUUUUAAUUUGUUGCUAAACGUUUCGCGACAAGAUAGAAAAAUCGCUUUAACGUGUUGUAAGCGCAAGUAUAAGCCGGAGGUAAAUAUUUAAAAGGGUUCGAUGUUUUCAAAAAUAGUUUCCUGAAGUGAAAGUUUUGAAUCCUCUUAAACUUUUCUCUAAAUUAUUUACGUGUCUAAACAAAUGUAACUUAUAUGACGAAUAAGUCGUUAACGGUUUCAUUCAUUAAACUGUAGUUUGUGCUUCUUUCUGGUUUGUGUCAGGACUCCCGGCUUGAAUAGACAGUUACAUAAGAAACAUCGUUCCGUGAUUUUUGAGCGGUCGUUCGCGUAAAAGGAAACUUUGAUUGGAGUUUUUGCGUUUCGACUCUUUUCUGACUAUAAGCGCACACAUCUGAACUAUGUGCCAUUUCUUUUGUUGUAUAAGGAGGCAGAUAGUGAUAAAAAUGGAGGCAGUUGAGAGUGUUUUGUAAAGACGCAGACGCACGCAAACACUCGGAAACAGCACGAUCUGUCCUGAGAGUUGUGCUGGUAUCCGGAGACUCGAGUGAGUUUAUAAACACGCUGUUGUUCUGGAUGAUGGCGGAUUUCGUGGUGCCGCGGCACAGCGCGGUGAUGGAGCGGCUGCGGCGGCGGAUCGAGCUCUUCCGGCGGCAUCACAACGGCUGUGAGGACCGCUAUGACAGCACGGCCAUGGAGCGGCUGGAGAUGGAGAGACAGCAGACGUUCGCGCUGCAUCAGCGCUGCCUGCAGACCAAGGCCAAGCGCUCGAACAAGCACAGACAGCCGCCAGCGGCGGCGAGCGCGGACCCGGCGGGGCAGAGAGGGACGGGCGGCGGGGGCACCAGCGCGGAGCUGGGGGACGGAGGGAGCGGGACGCCCGGGGAGCAGAGCAGAAACAGCACGCUGAUCGCGUUACAGGAGACUGUCAAGAGGAAGUUGGAGAAUGCUGGUUCUCCCCUCGGCCGUGACCAGGUCAACGGUUUCACCGAUGGCUACCCGCCCAAUAAAAAAGCCUGUGUUGAGGAUGCAUUGGGGGGUCUUAAUGGGGUCUCAAAUGGCAUAGUGCCUCCUCGCUCACCUAUGGACUCCAAACAUAACGUGAGUACCGAUGCCAUGAUGGCCAAUGGGAACCACAGAGCGGUUGGUGCAGAGCACAAUGGAACGAGUCUAACUGAUAGCGGUGCAUCACAUGGCACAGAGUCCGAUUUUCUCCUGAAAGAAAUGAAGCAGGAGCCGGUGGACGAUAUCUUGCCCUGCAUACUGCCUGGGGGAGGUGGGAAUGGAAACCACAACCUCUUCCCUGACCUCAACCUCAACGAUCAGGACUGGAGUGAGAUCAUGGAGGAGUUCAACCGCUCCGUACCCUACGAAGACAUCCAGGAGCUCUUCAGUGACAGUUUUGGAGAUCGCAAGGACCCCGAGCUCACGUCCGCCGGUGCAGCUCAGAGCUUGAUGCCGCCAGAUCUGGUCAGCGUGAAGACUGAAUUUUCCCCCGCUACGGCUCCCUCUGCCUUCGAUCAGGACUCUUGCAAUGGUUCACCUCAGGUGAGACCCACCUCGUCUGGGCCUCCGCUUCACACCAACUCCCCUGCAACGGCUCCGGCCACAUCGCCGGCCCUGCAGCAGCAGCCCAUCCAGCCCACCAGAAUCACGCGAAAUCACCUGCUGCCCGCUCCACCCAAAGACCUGUCCCCCGCACAGCAACUGCAGCAGUUAGCAGUACGUGAGCAGCAGAGGGCAAUAUUACAAAGCCAACAGCAGCAGCACGUGGUUCAGAAGCCGCCACAGCAAAAACCGCAGCAACAGCAAGCAGCGAAAUUCCACCAGCAGCCCAACCCCUCAACAUCUUGGCCCCAAAAUGCUCCCACCCAAAGUCAAAUGGGCGGAACCUUUGGCCUUGAGAAGUCCACCAGCCCUUCUUUGUACCCGCAAGACUUCCCCAACCCCAAGACCCUGCUCAUGCCCAACAAGGGUUCUCCCAAAGCAGGCGCUCCAGCCGGGUACAUGCAGCCUGGUGGGCACGCCAACAUGUUAAGUCACCCAGCCGCGCCCACGGGGCCCCUCAGCCACCCACCCAACCCAGGAGCCCAGGCGGCCAUGUUGAACUACAGUAACACUAAACCCCUAUCCCAUUAUGAGGCUGGAGCACCAGGUGCACCCAGAGGCCCUCCGGCCGCACAGAACCAGAACAAACAGAGCCAGGCCAUCCUGAACCUGAUGCGACAACAGCAGAUGCAGAAGCAGAGGCCGACCAGCAUGAACUUCAGACCAGUACACCACCAGCAUGCUGCGGAUUCGGGGUCCUACCCCUCCGCAGCUCAUGUUCCCGGCCCGGGCAACACUAUGACACCACAGCAGAGCAGCAACAGCAUCCCAGCUAACCAUGGGAGCGCGGCCUACAUGAAGCAGCAGCAGCAGAUGCAGUUGAUGAGUCAGCAGAAGCAGUUCCUCCAGAGACAGAUGAUGGCCGAACAGGUGAGGCAGCGGCAGCAGCAGGAACAGCAGCUGCAGAGGCAUCUGACCCGUCCACCGCCUCAGUACCAGGACCAACAGAACCCGCAGGCUCAGCAGAACCCAUUCCAGCAGCAGCAGGUCUCUCAGUUCACUGGUGUGCCGCCCUGCCUGGCCCAGCAGCACUCCUCAGGCUUCAGCGAACACACCAUCUCCGGUGCAUCUCAGUCAAUAGGGAAUGUCAACUCUCUCAGUGGCCCCACCCCUGGAACACAACGGAUGUUCUCUCAGACACAAGGCAUGAUGGGAUUGGGGGUGGGACAGAAUACUGGCCCAACCACUGGUCCCCCUCCAACCGCCAGUCAAGCAGACAUGAACCUCCCAUCCUGUGCAGGCGGUCUCGACGUGCAACAAGUCAUCUACGGCAACAUGCCCAUGCAUCCCUCCCACCCCAACCAGCAGAGACCGUCAGUGUCCUCCAUGUCUGCUGCUUACCGCCAAAAUGUUCUGGCAGCCCAGCAACAAGCACACUUGAAAAACCAACCCAAUGCUGCUAUGUUGAAACAACAACAACAGCAGCAGCAGCCCCCCAUUACCAACAACAGCAUGCCCAAUGCCAUGGCUAAUAACAUGGGCUCCGCUAUGCCCACCUCCAUGCCAAACAGUAUCCAGGGUGCCUUGCCUUCACAGGCCCAGUCAUGGCAGCAACAGCAGCCCCAGCAGCAUCCAGGUCUCCAACCUGGCUCUGCUAACGGAGGCAUGCCAGCAGGUUUCCCCAACUCUGGCUUCCACAUGCAGCCAAGAUUGUCCAAACUUUCCAACAACACCCCGUUUCCCCAGAGUGGCAUGGGAAACAGUGCAGCUGGUAGGACCCUGGCAGGAAUGAAUCCUGGACAGAUGUUGCCCAACAUGAACCAGCAACGGACCAAUAACCCAGGCAUGUCCCAGCAGCUGCCCCCUCCUGGCCAGCAGACGGUCCAGCAGGGGCAGCCACAAGCGCCGCCUCAAACUCAGCAGGUUUUGCCUGACUUGGGGCCCUUCAGUCAGCCACAAGCCGGACCCAACCGCACCACAGGACUUCAGUGCAGUCAGGCCUAUCAGCUGAACAGGACAGCCAAUCAGCAGCUCCAGUUUAGCUAUAACGCCCAAUCGGGAGGCAGCUUGUCCGGGUUUCCUGCCGAGACGGACCUGGUGGAUUCUCUUUUAAAACAUCCAUUGACACAAGAGUGGAUGGAUGAUCUAGACGAGCUGUUGGCCAGUCACCAGUGAGUGAUGGCCAUGGGCCAAUAACAGCCAAUGCUGGUGCCUUUGUUAGAGGAGAAAACACAAACGUCCACUUUUGGAUGUUCUCGGAGAUGGUGAAACUUUUCAUAUCACGAUCAGAUCUGCUGUGUUCUCUUUUGAGUAUGUAUAUGGUGUAUAUAAAAACAGGUCAAGAAGAGCACAGAGCCUGUUUCACUGAAGUAUUCUCUGGACUGGAAAUUUCAAAGAGGGAAAUGCUCUACUACUGAACCUGUGGCUCAGUAAAACCACUGAAUUUUCUUAUAAGUGUGCGCUCAAACACAAGUUGAGCCAUUCACACGGUUGUGUUGCCUAUGUGUUCGCUGUAGGCAUGAGGAGAGUCUGUUCAACGUCAGGAGUGUCUUGACAUGCUUCCACAGGCCUUAAAUUUGCACUCUUGAAGAUGCACAAUAUGUGGUUUACAGUAAAGCAGUAGUUAACCCAAAAAUAAGCAUAUUUGAAUCAUUUACUAACCAUGUAGGUCCAAGCCCAUAUGACUUUGCUUCACAAGGGAUGUCCAGUAAAGCUCCUGGAGGGUCACCUUCCAGCAGAGUUUAACCCCAACCCAGAUUUAACACCUGAACCAGCUAAUCAAUUCUACAGGAUCCCUAGGAAAUAGAGAAAUGGGGAAAUGCCGUUUGACAUUUACCGUUGGCAUAACGGUCAACAUGGAUCAUGUGUGCCUUGAUAAACACUCACAUCAUAUCCUUGACAUCACUGAAUUGCAGUCAUAGAUGUACGGAGGUCAGUAACAAAUGGUGGAUACCAUAGAAAUUGAAUAAUAAAAAAAUGAUUACAAAUUCCAAAAUGGUUGUUUAAUGGCAAACAUGUUGAUUCAUAUAGUAAUAAGCUGCUCCUCACAAAAGCAGUUCAUUCAGAGUACACACAGACAUGCAUUCAAAAUCAAAUGUGGACCGUGGCCCUCCAGAGCAAGAUCAGACCUCUGCUUUUAGAUGUUUAUCAGAAAACUGACCGUGUAUGUAUUAUCAUUCUUCAGAUUGUCUCAUUUGUAUGUUCCACUAAAGAUGGAACGACAUGAGGGAAUAAAGGAUGACAAUUUUAGUUGAACUGUUACUUUAAGUUCCAUGUGGUGUAUGUUCAUUGGUUAGUUUCUCAUUGACUACAUUUAGGAAGUAGAUGCUUUUUGGUUUGUUUAAUCAGGCCAUGACCGCUUGAAAGAGUGUAGCUGAGACUUAUAAUGAGGAGGAUGAACUGAACUCUACAGUGCUCCAGUGAAAGUAGGUUGCGUCAUUACACUUUCAUGUUACACUACACUAAGUUGCUUGUUGUUGUUGUUUUUUUUGUUUGUUUUUUCUGAAAAGCCCAGAGCUUCUGUGUUGGUGAGAGGGUUAAUAGUCCUGUAUGUUUUCUCCCUCUGGUGUCUGAUGUUACAUUGAGUCUGAACCGUGUUACAAACUCUCUCCAUCUGAGAUUCUGUGACAGGAUUUCAUGUAUAUUUAUAUAUUUUUUUGUAUGUAUGCCGUUUCUAUUGAUCAGGAGAAGAUAGAUCUUAUUUUUAUAUGUACAUUGUUGCAAAAUUUUGUAUUUUAUACUUUUUAUUAUUUUUCUCUGUCAAACAAGAGUAUUGUGUAAAUAUAGUUCUCUAGAAACGGUCUUGUUUGGUGAGUUUAUUUGGCAUUUUAUUAAUGUCAUCUUGGG